This is a messenger RNA of Phyllostomus discolor (pale spear-nosed bat), 1403 nucleotides long. RefSeq names its product carcinoembryonic antigen-related cell adhesion molecule 1-like. Gene Ontology annotation, cellular component: plasma membrane; cell surface. Gene Ontology annotation, molecular function: protein tyrosine kinase binding. Gene Ontology annotation, biological process: regulation of immune system process; signal transduction. Lineage: Eukaryota; Metazoa; Chordata; Mammalia; Chiroptera; Phyllostomidae. The record is from RefSeq and is a predicted model, not a curated record.
AGGAAACAGGGCAGGCAGGAAUGGGGGAGGGAGAGGGAGGGACCUGGGCACUGACCCCGCCCCCGGCCCACUUGACUGGGGAGCGCUCCUGACCCUGAGCAGUCUCGCCACACUUGGAGACUGAUGGCAGAUCGCACACUUCGGUCCAGCAGUGCCUUGAGCAUUUGUGGAAUCCAAGCUCCUCUCACAGAGGGAGGGACAGUGCAGACAGCAGAUGCCAUGGAGUCCCCCUCAGCUCCUGCCCAAAGAGGGCGCGUUCCCUCGCAGGGGCUCCUACUGGCAGUCUCACUGUUAACCUUCAGGAGCCUGCCCACCACUGCCCAACUCACUGUUGGGUCCAUCAAUGCUACCGAAGGGAAGGAUGUGCUUCUCCUUGUCCUCAAUCUGCCUGAGAAUCUUGCAGGCUAUAUCUGGUUCAGAGGGGAAAGUGUGGACAGGAAACGCAGAAUUGCAUCAUAUGUAACAGAGACUCAAACAACUACCCCCGGGCCUGCACACAGAGGUCGGGAGACCAUAUACCCCAAUGGAUCCCUGCUGUUCCAGAAGGUCCCCCUGAACGACACAGGACACUACACCGUACAAGCCAUAAGGAAAGAUUUGCAGACUGAAGUAGCAACUGGACAGCUCCGUGUGUACCUGGAGUUACCCAGACCCAGCAUCACAAGCAACAACCCCAACCCUGAGGAGCACAAGGACCCUGUCCUGUUAAUGUGUGAACCUCACACUCAGGACACCACCUACCUGUGGCUGAUCAACAGUCAGAGCCUCCAGGACAGCGCCAGGCUGGAGCUGUCCAAGGACAAUAGGACUCUCACUUUGCUGUAUGUCACAAGGAAUGACACAGGACCCUAUGAGUGCGAAACCUGGAACCCAGUGAGUGCCGGCCACAGUGACCCCUUCACCCUGAAUGUUCUCUAUGGCCCAGAUGCUCCCUCCAUUUCCCCCUCUGACUCCCAUUGCCCACCAGGGACAAACCCCAGACUCUUCUGCCACACAGCCUCUAACCCACCUGCACAGUAUUUUUCGCUUAUCAGUGGGAGAUGCCAGCAACCCACACAGGAGUUCUUUAUCCCCAAUACUGCGAAUGACAGUGGAUCCUAUACCUGCCUCGCCUAUAACUCUGUCACUGGUCUCAAUAGAUCCACAGUCAGGACCAUCACAGUGUCUGGUAAGUGCCUCCUGGACCAUAGGCACUGAGCUCUGGUGUGGAGGUUGGUCUGGUUUUCAGAAAAGAGCUUGGAUGUUGUCUCCAUCCUGUGGCCAUGGACACAGCAAAUCACAAAUUCUUCCCUGAAUCCUCCCCCACAUCUCUGUAGCCUCUCUCCUCCCCUUGCUCUUCUGAUUUCUCAUGGCAGAGCUGGGGUCCAGCCUCAGAAAUGAGGAAGGGGGUUCUCUCAGCCCCA